ACGUGGAGGAGGAGAAGCAGCAGGAGGAGGAACAUGUCUUCCAAGAAGAGCAGGAGUAAAGCUAAAAGAGCGGCUGAGGACGGAUCUCCGGCCCAGUCGGCCCUGAAGACCCCCCCGGACCCCCGCAGCCCGCAGACCCCCUCCUCCACCCCGGGAGGCUCCAGCAGAAACUUCACUGUCAUCGACUUCGUAGAAAAGGCGGACGAUAAAACCCCCAGAACCUGCAGGUCCAGGCUGGCCCAGCUGAGCCUGGGUUCCAUGAAGGCGUGCGGUGCGAGCAUCGGGAGGCCGGUUCUGCUGACGAGCCGGACGGGCCAUCAGGAGGUGUGUCUGGGAUGGCCUGCCGCCACGUUUCCAGCGGGGAAGGUGGGCCUUCAGAAACCCGCUCAGAAGAACCUGCGGGUGACGGGUGGAGACGAGGUGACGGUGCAGCCCGUCACCGGCCCGGUGCUGCAGGCUGACCGGCUGCUGCUCAGCUUCAGGUCCGGAGACGACCGGCUGGACUCAGACGACUUCAGGGACUUCCUGCUGCGGUCUGUGGCUGGAGCCAUCGUCCUUCCAGGAAACGCCCUGUCCCUCUCUUACUUCGGCCGCUCCUGCAGCCUGCGGGUGGAGAGCGUGGGAGGACCGGGUGGAGCGACCCUCCAGAGACCGGCGGCCCCCCCCGACACAGAGCGCUCCUCUGUGCUGGACUCUGUGCUGGACUCCACCUCUGCAGACCUGAGUCUGCAGCUCAGCACGCUCAGUGUGAAGGACCAGGAAGAGCCUGGAGAACCUGGGCCUGGAGAGCCUGGAGGACCCCCAGAACCUUGUCCUGCAGAACUCACAGAACCCAAUCCUGCAGAGCCUGGAGAAGCUGGGCCGGCAGAUCCUGCAGAACCCAGUGCUGCAGGCCCCAGUCCUACAGCCAGCACCCCCCGACGCCCGGACCCCCCUCCCCUCCCGUCCCCGUCCUGGCCCGGCGGCCCGCCGUUCAGCUCCCAGAGUCCCGGUGCAGGACCGGAGGCCGACCCGGAGAGCUGGGUCUGCUCAGAGCAGGCAGCAGAACCUUCCACUGCGCCCCCUGCUGGGGCUUUAAGUACAGACACCUUCUACUGCCUCUCUUCCUCCACCAAAGUCCUCUUUAGGUCCGGGCCGGAGCAGACGGACGCGGACGCGGAGGCCGAAAGGUCAAAGGUGACGUACGGCAUGAUCGGCGGGCUGAGCAGCCAGCUGGAGGUCAUCAGAGAGACCAUCGAGCUUCCUCUGAAGCAGCCGCAGCUCUUCUCCACCUACGGCAUCCCCCCUCCGAGAGGAGUCCUCCUCUACGGACCUCCGGGAACCGGAAAGACCAUGAUCGGACGAGCCGUCGCCAACGAGGUCGGCGCUCACAUGACGGUGAUCAACGGUCCGGAGAUCAUGAGCAAGUUCUACGGUGAAACUGAAGCCCGGCUCCGGCAGAUCUUCGCAGACGCGUCUCAGAGGCAGCCGGCCAUCAUCUUCAUUGACGAGCUGGAUGCUUUGUGUUCGAAGAGAGACGGAGCUCAGAACGAGGUGGAGAAACGGGUGGUGGCGUCUCUCCUGACUCUGAUGGACGGCAUCGGCUCUGAGGGUCACUCGGGUCAGGUCCUGGUCCUGGGGGCCACCAACCGGCCCCACGCCCUGGACCCGGCCCUCCGCAGGCCGGGACGCUUCGACAAGGAGCUGGAGGUCGGCGUUCCCACCGCCGCCGAGCGAGUCGACAUCCUCAGGAAGCGGCUAAGUUCGAUGCCCUGCAGCGUGAGCGGCGAGGAGCUGACGCGACUGGCCGACGCCGCUCACGGAUACGUCGGGGCAGACCUGGCAGCUGUGUGCAAAGAAGCAGGGCUGCACGCUCUCAGGCGAGCGCUGGCGGCCUCCCGGCACGAGGCGUCCGACCGGCAGCUGACGGGGACGGUGACGGUGACUCUGCAGGACCUCCGGUGGGCCAUGUCGCUCGUCAAGCCCAGCGCCAUGAGGGAGGCGGCUGUCGACGUCCCCAAGGUCCGUUGGUCGGAUGUAGGAGGGAUGGAGGAGGUGAAGCUGAAGCUGAAGCAGGCCGUGGAGUGGCCCCUGAGGCACCCCGAGGCCUUCACCCGCAUGGGCAUCCAGCCCCCCAGAGGAGUCCUGCUGUACGGACCCCCGGGCUGCUCCAAGACCAUGAUCGCCAAGGCGCUGGCCAACGAAAGCGGCCUCAACUUCCUGGCUAUUAAAGGUCCAGAGCUGCUGAGCAAGUAUGUUGGAGAGUCUGAACGAGCGGUGCGAGAGGUGUUCCGGAAGGCGAGGGCCGUCGCGCCGUCCAUCGUCUUCUUCGACGAGAUCGACGCUCUGGCCAGCGAGCGAGGAAGCUCUCCGGGUUCCGGUGCGGUGAGCGACCGGGUUCUGGCUCAGCUGCUGACGGAGAUGGACGGCAUCGAGCAGCUCCGGGACGUCACCGUGCUGGCCGCCACUAACCGCCCCGACAUGAUCGACAAGGCUCUGAUGCGUCCCGGUCGCCUGGACCGAAUCAUCUACGUGCCUCUUCCAGACGCCGCCACCCGCAGGGAGAUCUUUUCUCUCCAGUUUGGCAACAUGCCCGUGGACGGAGACGUCUCGGUGGACGAGCUGGUGACUCGGACCAACAAGUACUCCGGAGCAGAGGUGAGCCGCAGCGCCGUCCUGGGCUCACAGGACUGCGAGCCGUCGCACAAACACUCUGGACACUUACCGGCGCCUGGCGACACCAUGUUUUAUUUAGGAGGGCUGCAGAUGAGCAGCUCUCAGGUGAAAAUGGACCACAACCUGCUGGUUCUGCCUCAGCAGUACAUCACUGAGUUCUUGAGCAUGGUGAGGCUCUUCUCAGACGUCCUCCAGGCUGUGGUGCAGCUGCAGCUCCUGACGAGUGAAGUGAACCACACCGUGCUCACAACACAGAAAGGCUCUGCUCUGGUCGGGUUCCUCACAGACGUCACUGUCACGUGA
This is a messenger RNA of Salarias fasciatus (jewelled blenny), 2958 nucleotides long. Its product is annotated as ATPase family protein 2 homolog. Lineage: Eukaryota; Metazoa; Chordata; Actinopteri; Blenniiformes; Blenniidae. Gene Ontology annotation, molecular function: ATP hydrolysis activity; ATP binding. The transcript is spliced from 19 exons. The record is from RefSeq and is a predicted model, not a curated record. Bases 34 to 2958 code for a protein of 974 amino acids. Gene Ontology annotation, cellular component: cytoplasm.